GGGCGCCUCUCGGUGCUCCUGUCCCCCUCCGUCUGCAUUGGGGCACCACUGGAAGAGACUGUAGGAAGCAUUAGUGAAUUAACAGGGCAGAGGUCACCGGACCAACACCCCAAUAUCAACCCCCACCCCCUGCCACCAGCGCCAUGUCUGCCAUCGGAGCCUCCCACAGGCGCCUCCCCCAAUGAGGUACCUGCUACCCCCUCCCAGCCAGAUGCCUCAGAGGGCCGUCUUGGGCUGCCCGUGGGAGUGUCCACGAGGGUAGGCCACCUGUCUUAGGCUCUACUGAGUGCACCUGACAACUCCGGGGGCGGGGGUAGGCCCUGUACCCACACCCACUUAGUGUCUGGGGAGGGUGGCUCUCCCACCUGGGUACUUCUCGCCCAACCCCUCAUGGCUGAGGGAAGGCUCUGAUGCCCAGAGAGGGGAAGUCCCUUCACCUCGAAGCGGUGGUCUCAGGUUGGGGCCUAGAAUCCAGGCGUGGGGACCGCGAUGCGGCCCUGUCCUGUGCGCAUCUUGCUGCUCGCAGGCGGCCUCAGCUGAGCUCAGGUGCGCGGGGGCAGGCCGCAGGGGCUGGGGAGCUCCCCUUCUAGGGAGCCGCGGGGCCACGCCCUGGCCCCCACCCCCGGGGCGGGCUCUCCUGGGCGGCGCGGGGCGGGCCCUGCGGGCGCUGGGCUGGGCGCACACCGCGGCGGGCAGUGCGGGGCGGGGCGGGCGCAGCGGGCCAGCCCCCGGCCGGCGCACGCCCGUCGGAGGGCCCAGCGCGGCGUUGAGGGCCAUGGAACCGUGGCCGGGGGGCUGCACAGCAGCGGUGGCUGCGGCUCUCCUCCUCGUGCUGCUGGGUGCCCGGGGCCAGGGCAACAUUCCCAGCCCCAGGUGUGACUGUGCCCACAACUUACAGAAGAGGAAUGGUCUGUUCUGUUGCAGGGGCUGUCCAGCAGGGCACUACCUGAAGGCCGCUUGUACAAAGCCUUGUGGCGACCCCACCUGCCUUCCAUGCCCCCAGGGCACCUUCCUGGCUAGGGAGAACCACCAUGAGACCCGCUGUACCCGCUGCCAGGCCUGUGAUGAGCAGGCCCCCCCGGUGGCCCUGAAGAACUGCUCAGCAGUGGCAGACACCCUCUGUGGCUGCGAGCCAGGCUCGUUCGUGGAGUGCUUGGUCAGGCACUGCCCUGACGGCUCACGCUUCCGCUGCCUUCCAUGCCCAGACUGUGGGGCCCUGCACCGCCACGCGCGGGUGCCCUGUUCUGGCAGAGACAUCGGCUGUGGGACCUGCCUGCCUGGCUUCUAUGAAUAUGGCAACAGCUGCGUGUCCUGCCCCACGAGCACCCUUGGGAGCUGUCCUGAGCCCUGUGCGGCUGUCUGUGGCUGGAGACAGAUGUUCUGGGUCCAGGUGCUCCUGGCAGGCCUGGUGGUCCCACUCCUGCUUGGGGCCACUCUGACCUACACAUACCGCCGCUGCCAGCCUUGCAAGCCCAUGGUUCCCGAGGAAGCUGGGAUGGAGGCCCUGAGCCCUCUACAGGUCACCCACCUCACACCCACAGACGGCACCCACGCCCUUCUGGUGCCACCCAACAACAGUGAGGUCUGCGCCGUCCAGUUGGUAGGCAACAGCUGGACACCUGGCUCCCCUCAGACCCAGAAGGCGCCCUGCCCAGAGGUGACAUGGCCCUGGGACCAGCUGCCCAGCAGAGCUCUUGGCCCUCUGCCGCCGCCCACGCCGUCGCAAGAGCCCCCUGCAGCCUCCUGGACCGCCAUGCUCCAGCCGGGGCCGCAGCUCUACGACGUCAUGGACGCGGUGCCUGCGCGGCGUUGGAAGGAGUUCGUGCGCACGCUGGGGCUGCGCGAGGCGGAGAUCGAGGCCGUGGAGGUGGAGGUCGGCCGCUUCCGCGACCAGCAGUACGAGAUGCUCAAGCGCUGGCGCCAGCAGCAGCCCGCCGGUUUGGGCGCCAUCUACGCGGCCCUGGAGCGCAUGGGGCUGGACGGCUGUGCCGAGGACCUGCGCAGUCGCCUGCAGCGUGGCCCGUGACGCGGGGGCCCGCCCGCCAUCUCUGGGCUCUGGUGGCCCUUGCAGAAGCCCUAAGUACGGUUACUUAUGCGUGUAGACAUUUUAUGUCACUUAUUAAGCCCCUGGCGCCGACCUGUGUAGCAGCGCCAGCCGGCCUCAGCUCUGGUGCCCCCAGGGUGCCAGUUAAGGCAAAGAAGCCUCAACGAGUAUCGGGAGGGUGUCAAGAGAUUGCCCAGCUGUUUGUUGGGCUGAGUUUGGUUGAGCCCUCGGUAUUAAACCUAUG
Molecule: messenger RNA, 2288 nt
Organism: Equus quagga
Lineage: Eukaryota; Metazoa; Chordata; Mammalia; Perissodactyla; Equidae
Gene: TNFRSF25
Product: TNF receptor superfamily member 25
Exons: 10
Coding region: 776-2026 (416 amino acids)
Biological process (GO): signal transduction
Cellular component (GO): plasma membrane
Molecular function (GO): protein binding
Source: RefSeq, a predicted model, not a curated record